Messenger RNA from Cyprinus carpio (common carp), 972 nucleotides. Its product is annotated as GATA zinc finger domain-containing protein 1. Gene Ontology annotation, molecular function: sequence-specific DNA binding; zinc ion binding. Gene Ontology annotation, cellular component: nucleus. Gene Ontology annotation, biological process: chromatin organization; regulation of DNA-templated transcription. Lineage: Eukaryota; Metazoa; Chordata; Actinopteri; Cypriniformes; Cyprinidae. The record is from RefSeq and is a predicted model, not a curated record.
UUAUUAUGAAAUUCACAUAUUCUCCUCCCGGAUGUUUUUCACCGCGGUGAAAAAUACAGGAUUUAUCAUUCAUUGUUUUCAAAAUGAACGAUGUCUGUUUAGAUAGACAUUUGUUGUAGUUUGGCUCGCAUUCUUACAGGAAAAAAGACGGUUUAAUUCAGAAAUAACUACACAAGACCUUUGUAAACAAAUCAUUAGCAGGCUGCUGCUGCUCAAGCAAACAUGCCUCUCGGGUUAAAACCAUGCUGUGCUGUCUGCAAGACCAGCUCUUCUUCCAUGUGGAAAAAAGGAAGCCAGGGGGAGAUUCUGUGUAACAGCUGCACGGGAAAGAGCACAAGCAGCGGAAGCUCCGGAGGAUCUACUUCCUCCGCCAUCCAGCAGAAUAACGGCGGAGGGAGACAGUCCAAACAUGAAAUCCACAGACGCUCGGCUCGGUUACGGAGCACCAAGUACAAAGCGCCGGCCUCUGAGAAGAAAGUCUCGACCAAAGGAAAGGGAAGACGACACGUUUUCAAAUUGAAAAACCCUAUCAAAGCCCCAGAGUCCGUGUCUACCAUCGUCACGUCAGAGUCCAUGUUCUACAAGGGCGUCUAUUAUCAGAUAGGAGAUGUCAUUAAAGUAAUAGACGAGGACGACGGUAAACCGUAUUACGCACAGAUCCGAGGUUUCGUCCAGGACCAGUACUGUGAGAAGAGCGCGGCGUUAACUUGGCUGAUCCCGACUCAGACCAGUCCUCGAGACCGCUUUGAUCCUGGCACGUACAUUGUUGGCCCUGAGGAGGACCUGCCAAGAAAAAUGGAGUACCUGGAGUUCGUCUGUCACGCCCCGUCAGAGUACUUCAAAUCCAGAAGCUGCCCUUUCCCAACAUUACCGGUUCGUCCAGAAAAAGGCUACAUCUGGACUCAUAUAGGACCGACGCCUGCCGUCGCCAUCAAAGAAACCGUAGGGUGACGUCCACCCUAAACCCAGACU